AUGUCUUAUACAGGUUUUUCGGAGAGUGGUGACGGACACGGGAUUCUAACGACAGCUUCCUCACCCAAUGAGCAGCUAGUACCUGACGUUCCUAACCCUGAGGACACUCUGUCCCCAGCAAUCCUAGAGCUGCUCACUCCCAUGGUUUCCAAGGAGGAUCUUGUAGAGGAGGACUACAGCCCAGCAGCGCCAGAGCACUUCAGCUCUGACUACGAUCCAGCGGAGGAGAAUACCGCUACCUCUAUGGAGAUUUCACCACCACCAACACCUUCCCAUAGAUCCUACCGAUCACACACUUCUAGUACUCAAUUCCAGAAAACCCCAAGGAAGACUAAAACGAUUCCCUCUAGGAAGAGGCUUGCAUCUCCACCAACGGCAAAGAAGCCCUGCAGAGACUAUUCGUAG
Messenger RNA from Lactuca virosa, 405 nucleotides. The record is from the annotation of a GenBank genome assembly. Lineage: Eukaryota; Viridiplantae; Streptophyta; Magnoliopsida; Asterales; Asteraceae.